This is a messenger RNA of Spinacia oleracea (spinach), 1176 nucleotides long. RefSeq names its product exopolygalacturonase-like. The record is from RefSeq and is a predicted model, not a curated record. Gene Ontology annotation, molecular function: polygalacturonase activity. Bases 1 to 1176 code for a protein of 391 amino acids. Gene Ontology annotation, biological process: carbohydrate metabolic process. The transcript is spliced from 4 exons. Lineage: Eukaryota; Viridiplantae; Streptophyta; Magnoliopsida; Caryophyllales; Amaranthaceae.
AUGACAAGAAAGGGAGAUGUUUUAAGUGUGCUACUAAUCCUCAUAAUGUGGUUCUCACAAGGUGUUAAGGGGGUGAAAUUCUUCAAUGUUAAAGAUUUUGGUGCUAUUGGUGAUGACCAUUUUGAUUCUACAAAGGCCUUUCAGAGCUCGUGGAAUGAAGCAUGCAAAUGGAGGGAGAAAGCGGUAAUUGAAAUCCCACGUGGGAAUUACUUGUUGAGAAAUCUAUUGUUUCAAGGCCCAUGUAUGGGCCCAAUAAAUUUCCAUAAUUCAGGCACUCUGAAGGCCCAUAAAAUCAAUCUUGGGCUCAACUAUUGGGUUGAGUUUAGAUAUGUAGAUGGAUUGGCUAUCAAUGGUGGUGGGUACUUUGAUGGGCAAGGCUCAGAAUCAUGGCUCAAGAUCAUGGAAGACACAACCCCCAUGAACUUCCUCCCUAUAACAUUGAUGUUAGAUUUUGCAAACAAUACAAGGAUUGAAAACAUGAAUUUCAUCAACAGCAAAGGUAGCCACAUCAAACUAAAUGGGUGCAAAAAUAUUAGUGUUAACCAAAUUACGAUUUUAGCCCCUGAAAAUAGCCCUAACACUGAUGGGAUCAACAUUGCCCUCUCAAGGCAAAUCCAAGUAUCAAAUUCCAAGAUUUCUACGGGAGAUGAUUGUAUUUCAAUCCUUCCUGGAACCGAAGAUGUUAACAUCACCGGCACUCGUUGCGGGCCGGGCCAUGGGAUUAGUAUCGGAAGCAUGGGUUUGGAUCCAAAUGAGCUUGCCGUUAAGGGAGUGAAUGUAAAGAAUUGUAACUUCACUAAUACCCAAAAUGGUGUAAGGAUUAAGACAUGGGCUACUAAAAAUAUUGGCAAAGUUGCUCACAUUUCAUUUGAGAGCAUUGUUGUUAACAAUGCAAGCAAUCCUAUCAUCAUUGAUCAGAAUUAUUGUCCGUCACAUCAAUGUCCUAAGGGGGAUUCUCAUAUUCAAAUUAACGACGUGAAAUUCGUGGAUAUAAUGGGAGUUUCACAGACGUAUGUUGCGGUUAAUUUUAGAUGUAGUAAAUACAAACCAUGUGAAGUUGAGACAAGGAAUAUAAAUUUGAAGUAUGGAAGCAAUAAAGGACCAACAAUUUCAUCAUGUUUCAACGUCAAGGGCGUUGCUUCUGGUUACCAAAAGCCACCUUCCUGUAUUUCUUAG